GAAGAAGGCGGAAGAAUAACAACUAUGGCGGCUCGUGAGGAGAGGAGCCGGCAGAGGAGGAUUUCUGAGAGCUGACCGGUGACGUUAGAGAAGUCAUACAGCUCUGGUCUCUUGGUCUGAUUCCAGCCCUGUUUUCCUGGCCUUGUUCCAGUCCUGGAUGCAGGUCAGCAGCAGGCCGGUGGUGGAGGUGGUCCGUCUGGGCCUUGUCUCCUACCAGGAGGCUCUGCGGCUCCAGCAGGUCUAUGUCAACCGGCACCGGUCAGGUCCAGCUCACGCUCUGCUGCUGUGUCAGCACCCGCCAGUCUACACCACCGGGAUUCGCCACAAACCUUACCCCGCCCCCUUGCUGGACCGCCUCCGCCUGCUGGGGGCUGACGUCCACCGCACCAACCGAGGAGGACUCAUCACGUUCCACGGGCCGGGACAGCUGGUGUGCUAUCCGGUCCUCCACCUGGCCAGCUUCAAGAAGAGCGUCCGCUGGUAUGUCUGUGAACUGGAGAAGACCAUCAUCUCCGUCUGCAGCAGGUUUGGCAUCGAAGCGUCGACAUCGCCUCACACUGGAGUUUGGGUCAGAGACAGCAAGAUCUGUGCCAUCGGAAUCCAUUGUGGUCGAUACAUCACGUCUCACGGCUUGGCCCUGAACUGUAACACUGACAUGUCGUGGUUCGAACACAUCGUGCCAUGCGGUAUCGAAGGUAAAGGAGUGACGUCACUGAGCGCCGAGCUGCAGAGAGACGUCAGCGUGGAGGAAACCGUUCCUCACCUGCUGGAUGCCUUCAGGGACCAGUUCAACUGUCGGCUGAUGGACGCACAAACACCUGAGACUGAGCAGGACAGCGGAUCGUCGUCAGCGUAGAAACUAAAACAUCACAGACGCUCUGUUUAAACAUGUCGGACAUCAGUUUGAUCUCCAUGUGUCCAGAACGGACAGACGUCCUGGAUCUCAUGUACAUGUUGGAUCACACAGUCAGAUAAGAAUUAAACUUUAAACUUUACAGAAACUUAUUUAAAAAAAUAAUUUAUAUAAUUAAGUUUAUCCCAUUUAUUUGUCAGAGACAAUGAACAAAACAUUCAUCUGACACAAGCAGACUAACAGAGACCUCGUUAUAUAUGAUUAUCUCCUUAAAUGUCCAUUUACAGUGAUGACAUCAUCAUGAGGGGGUGAAUUAAAGCAGGAUUUAUACUUGUGUGUCGCUCAAUGCAAACCCUACGCACAUGAGCAUUUUUACUUGUGCAGUGGUGUGUCUGUGUCACUAUGCAGUUACACCUCCAGAACACUAGUUGGCAGCAGGGUUUAUGUGAAUUACUGGAAAGUUUAGUUGAUUCAAAACACACGUUAAACGCACAGUUAACAUGUUAAACACACAUUAAACACGUUAAAUGCACAUUAAACACAGUUAACACACAUUAAACAUGUUAAACACAAUUAAUGCACAUUAAACAUACAGUUAACACACAUUAAACACAAACGUGUUAAACACACAUUAAACACACAUUAAACACAUUAAACACACAGUAAACACAUUAAACACACAUUAAACACAGUAAACACACAGUUAACACACAUUAAACACACAUUAAACAUGGCUUAAUAGAGACAGUUUCAAACACAAAUCAGCUUCACUAUAACUCGCAGCAUUCACAGACAAACACUUGUCUUUAUCUGGACACAUUUUCCCCACAAAUACAACAUGCUAACGUUAUUAGCACAAGCCUAUGGCAUUUUACAUUGUAUACAUUAGCCUAGCAGCUAGCGAGCUCUUCCUCUACUCACAUGAAGCCAGGAGCAACAGCAACAUUUAACAAAGGUAACGUUACAAAAUUCGGCUCCAUUACAGCUCACAAGGUUCACUGACAAAACAACUGUCUUACACUAAACACGUUUUCCAAACAAAUACAACAUGCUAAUGUUAUUAGCACAAGCCUAUGGCAUUUUACGUUGUAUAAAUUAGCCUAGCAGCUAGCGGAGGUUUCCUCUGCUAAUAUGAAGCCAGGAUAAAUCACACACAAGACUUAAAAUACUAUUUUUGUGGAGGCUUUAUUGUCUUCACAAUUUAUCGUUUCUUAUCUGUGAAAUUAAAGAAAAGUUUUGUUUCCACUUCCAACACAGACUCUACGCUGUAUGGCAUCGAUGCAUAAGUAUAAAUCCUGUAUUAGAGUGUCUUAAGAGAAAAGUUUGAGAGGGAAGUUUAACGAUGUUAAGAAAUCAAACUGCUGCUAAACCACACUGCCUUCACAUACACAGUGUUUUUAUAUUUUACAUGUCUGUUUGUACAUCUGUUCAACAAUAAAAUCUUAUGUGCA
Messenger RNA from Epinephelus fuscoguttatus (brown-marbled grouper), 2304 nucleotides. RefSeq names its product lipoyl(octanoyl) transferase 2 (gene lipt2). The transcript is spliced from 4 exons. Gene Ontology annotation, cellular component: mitochondrion. The coding region runs from base 158 to 856 and encodes 232 amino acids. Gene Ontology annotation, molecular function: lipoyl(octanoyl) transferase activity. Lineage: Eukaryota; Metazoa; Chordata; Actinopteri; Perciformes; Serranidae. The record is from RefSeq and is a predicted model, not a curated record. Gene Ontology annotation, biological process: protein lipoylation.